Triticum dicoccoides is the source of this 798-nucleotide messenger RNA. Its product is annotated as tuliposide A-converting enzyme 1, chloroplastic-like. NCBI's taxonomy places the organism in Eukaryota, Viridiplantae, Streptophyta, Magnoliopsida, Poales, Poaceae. The record is from RefSeq and is a predicted model, not a curated record. The transcript has a single exon. Gene Ontology annotation, molecular function: hydrolase activity. Bases 1 to 798 code for a protein of 265 amino acids.
AUGGCGGGGAGCAUCUGGUCCACGCUGUUGCUCCUGCUUAACAUGGCAGGUGCGCUGCUCGCUCCCUCACCCCGCGCUCCUCAUAGCCUGCGACCGGCCUCCGCCGAUGAUGACGGGGACAUUGACUUCUUCUUCUUCCCCUUCCUGGUGCGCUACAAGAGCGGACGCGUCGUGCGCUUUGUGGGCACGGACCCCGUGCCGGCCUCCGUCGACUCCGCCACCAGCGUGGCCUCCAAGGACGUGGUCAUCGACGCCUCCGUGGGACUGGCCGUCCGCCUCUACCUGUCGAGCCUCGGCAACGGCACGAGGAGCGGGCGCGGCGACAGGAUGCCGCUGGUCGUGUUCUACCACGGAGGCGGGUUCGUCACGGAGUCUGCCUUCUCGCCGACGUACCAGCGGUACCUCAACGCGCUCGUGUCGAAGGCCGGGGCGCUCGUCGUGUCGGUGGACUACCACAUCUCGCCGGAGCACCCCCUCCUGGUGGCCAAGACGACGCGUGGACGGCCCUGGGUGCUCAGGAGCGCGCGGUCCGGGACGGAGCCCUGGCUGCCGCGCCGCGCCGGCCUGACGCGGCUGCUCCUGGUCGGCGACAGCGCCGGGGGCAACAUCGCGCACAACAAGGCGAUGCGCGCCGGCAAGGAGGGCCUGGACGGCGGCGGGGAUGUGAGGGAGCGGGAUUUGGGAUCGAGGGGGUUGUGGCGGCUGGGAACCCUAGCACCGGGAUGGAUCGGCCGCGGAUGGGGCGUAGGGUUGGAUCGGCCGCGGCAGCGGGAUGGAUCAGCCGGGGAGGGGGAGUAG